Fraxinus pennsylvanica is the source of this 537-nucleotide messenger RNA. NCBI's taxonomy places the organism in Eukaryota, Viridiplantae, Streptophyta, Magnoliopsida, Lamiales, Oleaceae. The record is from the annotation of a GenBank genome assembly.
AUGGAGGAAGAGCAAACAGAGCUUUUAGAGACUCAAAUCUCAGGGGAAGAACAAGAGGCAGAGACAGAAGAACUUGCACAGAAUUCCCUUGCUGAAGAUGGUGGUGAAAGGAUAAUGGAAAAUGGUGAACAAUCUGAUAUGCAACAGAUACAAGAAACUGAAAGAAAUGGUACACAAUCUGAUACUCAGCCUGAGCUUUCAGCAUCUGGAAGAGAAUUGGGAGAUGAGGCCUCUACAUCAGAAGAACAGGCAAUAGAACACCUUAUGUUAACCAGAUCUAAAGCAGGGAUUUUUAGACCCAAAAUCUUUGCUGAUAUUGCUACAAUGAAAACCAGCGGUGGCGCCGGUCUUCACUUUCCUCAUGCCGGUGACGGCCACCGAACCCCCAGUCUUCACUUUCCUCAUGCCAGUGAUGGCCACCGCCUUUGUUUUAUCCAACUUGUCGCCGACCUUGCCGGAAAAUUUGGAAGAACCACCAGUUUUGGUGUUGCUGGUGUAAUUGUACAUAGGCUCUGGAUCCCAUUGAUCAGCCCAUGA